Messenger RNA from Cherax quadricarinatus, 1188 nucleotides. The record is from RefSeq and is a predicted model, not a curated record. NCBI's taxonomy places the organism in Eukaryota, Metazoa, Arthropoda, Malacostraca, Decapoda, Parastacidae.
AUGGAGUUCCUGGAUGCUGAUGUCGUGGAGGAUCUUAUCCGUACCAAGGAGAGGCUCCUUGGCGAGGGAUCUUACGGCAACGUUUAUCUUGUGACUUACCGCGACGAACUAGCAGCUCUGAAGACAUCAAAAUGUCGACAAAAAAAGGAUAAAGCUUUAGAAAAAUAUUGUUCAAGCUUCCUCAAGGAGGCCAAAAUUCUUCAAGCCCUGAAAGGAGCCGGUGGCGCCCCUGUUCUUCACGGAAUUCAAGACAAUCCUUCUGCAAUGCUCAUGUCCUACAAGGGCAGCCAGAACCUUCUGGACAUCUUACAGGGUUCUACAUACAACCUCCUUGAUGUUGGAAUCCAGAUUGGCAGAAGACGUAUUAUCUUCAUGGAAGGUGAUCCUGAAGACUUUCCUUGGUGUGCUCCAGAGAUCCUUUGCUGGAAACCAUCCACUCCAGCUACUGAUGUUUUCUCAUAUGGUAUAUACACAGCUACGGUUAGUUGUUGUUUAAUGGUAACAAUGGAGUUCCUGGAUGCUGAUGUCGUGGAGGAUCUUAUCCGUACCAAGGAGAGGCUCCUUGGCGAGGGAUCUUACGGCAACGUUUAUCUUGUGACUUACCGCGACGAACUAGCAGCUCUGAAGACAUCAAAAUGUCGACAAAAAAAGGAUAAAGCUUUAGAAAAAUAUUGUUCAAGCUUCCUCAAGGAGGCCAAAAUUCUUCAAGCCCUGAAAGGAGCCGGUGGCGCCCCAGUUCUUCACGGAAUUCAAGACAAUCCUUCUGCAAUGCUCAUGUCCUACAAGGGCAGCCAGAACCUUCUGGACAUCUACAGGAUUGGCAAGAAGUUGCAGGAGAUCCACGAAGCUGGUUAUAUCCAUAACGAUUUAAAGGAGGAUAACAUAAUCAUCGAUGGAUCAGCUGAGGAACCUCAGGUUAGCAUAAUUGACUACGGACUGGCGUGUCCUAAAGGACGUAUUAUCUUCAUGGAAGGUGAUCCUGAAGACUUUCCUUGGUGUGCUCCAGAGAUCCUUUGCUGGAAACCAUCCACUCCAGCUACUGAUGUUUUCUCAUAUGGGUAUGUGAUGUCAUUAGUCCUGAAAGCACUGAAGAGCUGGCCUAAAGGGUUGGAUAACGUAGUCAGUCAGGCUAUGGAUCCUAACCCAAAACAUCGACCAUCACUGCGGGAAUUGUUGCGUCGUAAUUGA